CUGGAUUUUCAUAAAACGUUGAAUCAAACUGAAACAAAAAUGAGUACAUGGGAUUUCUCAGCUUAUAAAUAGCUCUGUAUAGUCGAUUGGCUUUCCAAUCGUCCAUUCCAUGUUGGCUUUAAGUAUGAUUUCAUGUCUUUUCUUUUUCCUGAAUACGCUGUGUGGUUUCAACGCCAUUGUUGGAUCAAUAGGAUCUUUUACGUUUCUUGCUUCUACAAUCCUUCAUCAUGAACAAAUUGUUCAAUGGACUCGUAUACGCAAACAUGCCGAUUCGACAUUAACGCGAUGUAAGAAAAUAGGUAAACAUUCGUAUUUGAUAAAACAACCUUUUCUAGUUGGUGUCACAGUCAAUCAACCUGAAGAGCUUCUUUCAAGUCUUGUUGAUUGAGAGGGUCACCUGUGCCUAGGAAAAUGGAUGAUCCUGCCAUUUUCCAGUAUUAAACUUUCUUCCCAUGUUUACAUUCAUAAAGUAUUCAUCCAUAAAAAAAGAACUCAUUCUAAACAGGGUCUAAUGAUGGUUAUGACUGAAACGAUUCUUUCCAAUUUUCCAAGUGCCAGGUUCGCUUACUACUCAUACCGAAAAAUCAAAUUUUUCUCAAUUCCUUAGGUAUUUGAAACGAAAAAAACUUUUUGAAUAGUGUAUUGUUUCCUACUCGUUUUAAUUCUUUUUUGCUUAAUUUUCCUCUUCCUCACAACCCCUUGUUCACACUACUACUUCUCAAAUGAGAGGAAAACCAUUUAUUUCCUUGAAGCGGAUGCUGUUGCGUCCCUCAUGGAACAAAUAUAAUCUGUAUAACAUUGCUCGUAAGCAGUUACCGUCCACUAGCAGCAGGACACUUUUCCAAAAAAAAUGGACUGCGAAACGUGAAACAAGGGCCUAUCAUGGACCUCAGCUACGUGAAUACCAGCUAAAAAACUCAUUUCAACCAAAGCUGCAUGGAGUUACUCCUUCGCAUGAAAACAAAAUCCCCAUUCCUUUUAUGUCACAGAUGUAUGCAUUUAUAGAAUCACGACUAGAUAUGUCUAUUCAUCGUGCAAUGUUUGCUUCUAGUGCUCUACAAGCUCGUCAACUGGUUGUGCACGGCAAAGUUUGUGUGAAUGGUUUGCCCGAAAAACGGAGCUAUCGAGUACUCAAACCAGGUGAUCUAGUAACUGUUAAUCCCAUAUCUGUUUUGCAUUGUGUGUCUGCAUUAAAUACCAAGAAUUCUCAACAAGCUUCCUCUGGAUCUACUACCUCUACCGAGAAAGACGAGUCUUCUUCGUCUUCCAAUGAACCAGAAGUGACUUCUUUCAACGAAGACACUCAGAAAACGUCUUUGACCAAAUCAAACUUGGACCCUAAACUUGAAAGAGCUGUGCAUAACUUCUCUCCAAAGCCCUAUAUGGCUCUCAUGGCUUUUAUCCCGUCUUACCUGGAAGUAUGCUUCCAAACAUGUUCUUUCGUGUAUGUACGCGAUCCAGUAGCUCGUCCAGGGUUCACCGAAGUCCCUUCACCCUUCCCUGAGGAUGUCCAUGCUCUUGCUUACAGCUUCUACAUACGUAGUCGAUGCAUGCGUCAAGGCGCUGUUCGUCGUCAAGCCAAAAGACUGUUCCCUCAGAGAAUCCAUGAUCCUGGAUUCUUCCGUGGUCCCCGUGACUUAUAUGAGCCCAAGAUAAAAUCCUUAAAGAACUCUCUUUCUGAAAGGUAUCCUGUCCGCCAAACCAAGUUGCCCAAACUUGUGUAAGCAUAAACGUAGCAGAAUAAUUUAUAUUCCUUCAUUUAAUAAAAUUCAUUUAUGUAUACA
Molecule: messenger RNA, 1784 nt
Organism: Schizosaccharomyces cryophilus OY26
Lineage: Eukaryota; Fungi; Ascomycota; Schizosaccharomycetes; Schizosaccharomycetales; Schizosaccharomycetaceae
Product: ribosomal protein subunit S4
Exons: 2
Coding region: 723-1724 (333 amino acids)
Biological process (GO): positive regulation of translational fidelity
Cellular component (GO): mitochondrial small ribosomal subunit
Molecular function (GO): structural constituent of ribosome; rRNA binding
Source: RefSeq, a predicted model, not a curated record